AAUAAGUCUCACCCCGAUUAAUCAAGAUGAACUUUAGUCUGAGUUUGGUAGCCAAGCGAUACUGUUUCGGCCAAAUCACUAGGCCGCCGUCCGGAUCCGGGACUACUUAAUGCCCAUCGCUCGUUAAUUAUUGUCCUUGAGUUGUUCGGUUCCUUUAUCUGGCCUAGUUUCAUCAGGUGCUUGUCACUUUUCUUCAGUUCGUUUUCAUCUUUCUGUAAUGACGGCUGAAGGUGAAGGUAUUAGGCUUCGAAGGACGAAGAGUGUGACGAGAGCUGAAGAAAUACAGAAACAGGAACAACAAUUACGCCGAAUCCAGCCAGAUAAACCAUGCCACAGACCAAGGGACUCCUUGUUUUCCUGGUCAUCAGGGUUUACAAACUUUGCAGGUCUUGUCAAUUGGGCAUUUCUUCUUUUGACUAUGGGUGGAGUAAGACUCCUCUUAGAAAACCUUAUCAAAUAUGGUAUCAGAGUUGACCCUCAUCAGUGGCUAGUUGUGCUGACUGGAAGUAGAGAAGGUGAUCCCGAUCACCCAUCUUUGUAUUUGGCUUCAUAUGCUGUUGUACCUAUUUCGUUAUGUCUCCUCUUAGAAAAAGGAUUAGCUGGGGAAAAAAUUGCUGCAAAUAUAGGUUCUAUAGCUCAUGUUGUAAACCUUGCACUUCUUGUUACUCUUCCAAUGGUUGUAAUUUACAUCAAACCUACUGGUUUCAGCCUUUUGGGAGCUUCAGGGGUUUGUUUUUUGUAUUCUGUGCUUUUCUUAAAACUGUGGUCAUAUGUUCAAGUAAAUCUGUGGUGCAGAACAGCUCGUGCUUCACAUAAAAGCACACUCAGAAGAAUGAGUGUGUCUUUAAGUAAACUAAGUAACGGUAGCGCUAACCACAAUGAUCCCAUAGAAGACCACCUGGUUUAUUACCCUGACAAUUUAAAUGUAAAGGAUAUCACUUAUUUUAUCCUUGCUCCGACACUGUGCUAUGAACUAAACUUUCCUAGAACUGAUCGUAUCAGGAAAAGAUUUCUUUUGAAACGUUUGCUGGAAGUGAUAGUUCUUUUACAACUGAUAUUAUGCUUAUUUCAGCAGUGGAUUAUUCCCUCAGUCAAAAACUCUUUAAUCCCAUUUUCUAAUAUGAACUUGAUGUUGGCUACAGAACGUUUAUUGAAACUUUCUAUACCUAAUCAUCUUGUUUGGCUUACAUUUUUCUAUUUAUCGUUCCAUUCUUUCCUUAAUAUGAUGGGUGAAAUUUUGCAUUUUGCUGACAGAAAUUUUUAUUGUGAUUGGUGGAAUGCUGCCAAUAUUGAUGUAUUUUGGCGUACAUGGAAUAUGCCAGUUCAUAAGUGGUGUGUCAGACAUUUGUACAUUCCUAUGGUUGAGCAAGGGUACUCCAAAACUACAGCAAGUGUUACAGUUUUCUUUAUUAGUGCAUUCUUUCAUGAAUAUCUUGUGAGUGUCCCGCUGAGGACAUUCAAAGUUUGGGCUUUCCUUGGAAUGAUGAGCCAGCUGCCAUUAUCCCAUUUAUGUCGUUCCGUGGAAAAGAACUUGGGACCUAGAUGGGGCAAUAUGAUUGUAUGGGCCUCUCUUAUCCUCGGGCAACCAUUGUGCAUCAUGAUGUACUAUCACGAUUAUGUUAUUACUCAUUUUGGUGAAUCACUUUUAGAAAGUUAUGCCAGCAUAUAAGAAGACUGAAGCAAAGUAUCUUCAUGUACUUUUUGGAAAUUAAUUUUUUGCUCAUUAACAUUCUAAAGUAAUUUUUGUAAAACGAUAUCUAUAAGUUUAAUCACAAUGCUAGUUUGUUGUUUAUUAAUAUUUGUAUUUAAGAUCUCUUUAAGAGUAGAAACUAGUUUCUA
Nezara viridula (southern green stink bug) is the source of this 1839-nucleotide messenger RNA. NCBI's taxonomy places the organism in Eukaryota, Metazoa, Arthropoda, Insecta, Hemiptera, Pentatomidae. The record is from the annotation of a GenBank genome assembly.